Messenger RNA from Purpureocillium takamizusanense, 2340 nucleotides. RefSeq lists its product as uncharacterized. Bases 1 to 2340 code for a protein of 779 amino acids. Gene Ontology annotation, molecular function: protein binding. The transcript has 5 exons. Lineage: Eukaryota; Fungi; Ascomycota; Sordariomycetes; Hypocreales; Ophiocordycipitaceae. The record is from RefSeq and is a predicted model, not a curated record.
AUGACGAUGAAGUGUCAUGCCAGUCUUUUGCUGGGGAUCCUCGCCGUCUGGGGGUCUCCCUGCUCGGCGCAGUUCACCAACUGGCAACAGCAUCAGAUCAAUACAAGCAUAUGCUACUGGUCACAGCCUCGAGCCACCUUGAUAAGAGACACGGUAUACCUCGAUGGAGGUGACAUAUGGUGGUCUCCCGGGUUCGACUCGGGGAACCUAGGGACCGUUGUUAGUGAUGGCAACCUUCAGGGAAUCAUCCUCGCGUACAAUCUUAGCGAUUCCUUCUCCCCCGACACCAACGUCACAGCGUUACUUCUCAAGAAUGAGUUCUCCAAAGCCAGGGGCGGCAAGCUGGACAGCAUUAGCUCCGAACCCAACUUCCAGGACGGAGCCCUCCUCGGAAAUGACGCCGAGUUCUUCUUGUACGGCGGCAUCAUGCUCAAAAACAGCGCCCUGUACGAAGAGCCAGCCGCGGAUGCCGUUCUCAAGUACACGGCGUACAAAUAUGGCGUAGAUAAGCCACUGUUCAAGACGGGGCUGCUCGACGUGCGCCUCAACAGCGGCGUAAAUCGUUACGUCGCCUACGGCGCCGGUGUCAGUGUGCCGUCGGAGAACAUGGCGUGGUACUUUUCGGGUUUGACGUCGCCAAGUCGCGGGCCUUUCUACUUGAACGCCGCCAACGCAUCUACGAGGGCACUCAAUGUGUCCAACACCCUGAUCUCGCUGGACCUGACGACACAGCUGAGCGAGAAGUGGAGCAACGAUACGCUUCCAGACAAAGUCAAGGGUCGCUCCAAUGCAGAGUUGGUCUGGGUGCCGGUUGGUAAGCGCGGCAUAUUGGUCGUCCUCGGGGGCGUCGUUUACCCCGAAUGGGCGUGGAUGACCAAGACGCACACGUCGUCCGACGAAGAUGCUAGUACAAAGCAGAGCCCCGAGUUUAUGCGCACCAUCGACAUCUACGACAUUGACAGCAAGAAAUGGUACCAACAGUCAACCAAAGACGGCCCCAGCACCCGCGCUAGAGGCUGCGCCGUUGUCGGCACAGCCGACGAUCGCUCGAGCUUCAAUAUCUACUACUACGGUGGUUUCGAUGGCAUACAUCCUACCAACGAUUUCUACGACGACGUAUGGGUGCUGUCGCUGCCGUCUUUUACGUGGACACAGCUCAGUAACGGGACAGCGCUCCACGCCCGUGCUGGCCACAAGUGCUUCGCGCCGUACCCAGAUCAGAUGAUGGUUUUCGGCGGCUAUACCCCCACUCCUGGCGCCCUGCCUUCGUGUCUAGAUAAGGGUCCGAUUGUUCUCUUCAACAUCACAAGCGGUCAAUGGCUCGACUCGUACGAUCCAUCAAAGUAUGGCAAGUACGGCGUUCACGAGAAAAUAUAUUCCGUCAUUGGCGGCGGCGCUUCGGGUGGCGCCACGAAGACGAAGCCUGCUUCUGGAUGGGAGACGGCGGCCCUCGGCGAUGUGUUCGCGACGAAGUACGACACGAGCAAGAUCAAGACGUACUGGCCAUACAAUUCUGCGACGCCCACGGGCCGGCCAGACCUGCCGCAAGAAGACUCUGGAAGCAGUGGCAGUAAGAAGAAUGUCAUCAUUCCGGCCGUGGUGGUUCCCGUCAUUGCUUUGAUAGGCGCCGGCCUGGCUCUUUUCUGGUGCAUGCGUCGACGCCGGCAACGUGGGAGCAGUGUCUCCAAGGACUCAACCGAUGAAGCUGGAAACCGCAUCCGAUCCUGGAUCAGGGGUCAAAACGCCGCCAAAUCCUUUACUGUUACGAGCUCCGAGGCCGCCUACCCGAGUCCGACUCCGGAGAUGGCCAAGGUUACAGCAUUGUAUCCGCCCGUCUCGCCUGAGCCAGAGCCAUCAGUCCAUCACGAGAUGGCCGAUACCCAAGUUGCGGAGCUUGGCGACACAUCGCCUCCCGUGGAGCUUCACGACACGGGACUGACCCCCGUCGAGGUGAUACAAAAGCACUCCAACUUUGGGCGCAACGGCACUCGGUCGCCGUCAAACCCCUCCAACAGCUCCUUUUCCGGCAUGGGGGACAACACCAGCUUUGUCUCUGGUUCCAGCGCUCGUGUCGACUCACCCGUGGUCCCCCACGCGGCCAUGCAGAUGGGCUCCUUGGGAGGCGCGAGACCGACGCCGCCGCCCCCCGUGGUGCCCGAGUCGCCGGUCAGGGGGUUGGCCGAGGAAGAAGGACCCGUCGGUUCGCCGGCCCCGGUCUCGCCGCCAACCUCGGGCGAGGCGCGUGGCGAGGAUUACCUGUCAGCCGGGGAGGUUGCGAGCGCCUCGCGCAAGAAGAGCAUCUUCCGGGAGAAUGACGAGGACAUGGGAGGGCAUCGGUAG